AUGCUCAUCAAGCGUGGCAAGGCCGAGGGGUGGCUCCAUCUGGACAUUGAGGGAGUCACAACAUGGGCAACCGCCAGCGGUAUCGGCUUCACCAAUGCAUCUCCCAAAAUUGUGCCUGGAAGAGGCAUCGGCCUUGUCACCGACCGUAAUCUCGACUACUCGGAGUCUGGUAAACCCCUGGAAAUACUGAAGAUCAGCGAAGACCUUGUCCUAUCAGUGGAGGCAGUAAAACAGCAGGCUCAGUUUGAUCGAGACUUUCGAGAAGUUCUAGACAGUCUUGCCGAUUUUGGACAGACCCCAAGAGGUGCAAUACUCACCUUCCUUCUCUUCCAAGCGUCUGUAUCUUGCCCAUAUCUCCCCGGUCGUGUCGGCGUACAUACGCCAUUCACAGACUACGUCAAGACAUUGCCGUGUGAGCUGUUACCUACCUUUUGGAACCCUCCAGAACGGCAACUACUUGUUGGUACAACCCUGGCUCCCGCAGUGACAUCGAAGCUCAAGAGCCUGGAACUAGAAUAUGACCAGCUCUGCUCAUCUGUAGCCAAGACUCGCUGGUAUCAGCUGGUGCAAGAUCACAUCGAUCUGGAUGACUGGAUGCAAGUUGAUGCCAUGUUCAGGUCACGAGCGCUCGACUUCUAUGGUUCUUGCAUGAUUCCUGGCAUGGACCUUGCUAGUCAUGCCGCAGGCGACAGCACAAAUGCAUUCUACGAUCGAGCAGAUGAUAAGUACUAUCUGUGGUUAUUGGAAGACAAGAACCUCCCGUUAGGCCACGAGGUCAGCAUAACGUAUGGGGACGAGAAAGGCGCCUGCGAGAUGCUAUUCUCCUAUGGCUUUCUGGACCCCGAGAUGGAGACGGCAGAGACAUUGUUCUUGAGCUUGAAGAUCCCAGACAAUGAUGUGGCCAAGACUGCGAAGAUGAAGGUCGCUGGUUGUGCCCCGGGCUUCAAGAUCAUCGAUACUCCCUCGAGCACCAAAUCAAAUGCUUCAGCUGAAGCCGCGGAAGCAGAGUCAACAUCAACAAACAGCAACGAACCGCCAGUGGGUGGUAUCGAUUGGCAAGGCAACUUCAUCUGGCUGCUUUGUGUCAGCAAAGAUGAAGGGCUGCGCUUCGAGCUUGCCAGGACAAUUGACGGCGAGGAAGAAAUGCGGGCUAUUUUCGUUGACCGUGAGUUGACGGGGGCCGACGACUUGCGACACGCGCUCUCACAAUCCGAAUUAUGGCCAGUGUACAAGCUACGUGCGAUCGUGAUCUUGCAGCAGCGAGUAUUCGAUCAGCUGCAGAUCUUGUACAGCACUCAGGAGGAGGUCGAAGCUGUGCUCCACGGUGACGCAUCUAGCGUUAGAGAAGCGCCAUACCAGCAGGCCAUGAAGCUGAGAAGUCUUGAAUUCGAGCUUCUCGAAAAGGCGUAUGAGGAAUUUGAGCGACAGAAGCUUGAACUGGCCGAAUCUUCUGUUGUUCAAAAACACCUGGCCUCAAUGACCGGGGAUCAGUCUACCUAA
Fulvia fulva is the source of this 1500-nucleotide messenger RNA. Its product is annotated as SET domain-containing protein 8. Gene Ontology annotation, molecular function: protein-lysine N-methyltransferase activity. Gene Ontology annotation, biological process: peptidyl-lysine monomethylation. Gene Ontology annotation, cellular component: nucleus. Bases 1 to 1500 code for a protein of 499 amino acids. NCBI's taxonomy places the organism in Eukaryota, Fungi, Ascomycota, Dothideomycetes, Mycosphaerellales, Mycosphaerellaceae. The record is from RefSeq and is a predicted model, not a curated record. The transcript is spliced from 5 exons.